Molecule: messenger RNA, 6075 nt
Organism: Didymodactylos carnosus
Lineage: Eukaryota; Metazoa; Rotifera; Eurotatoria; Philodinida; Philodinidae
Source: the annotation of a GenBank genome assembly
AUGACAACUACUAUAGUAGAAGAAGAAAAUAUUUCAGUAACUAAUAUCAUGGUAGUUUCCGAAACAAUAUCAAGUUCUCUAUCACAAGUAUAUAGUGAUCAACAUUCGACACUCAUAACAUCAAAUCAUGCUCAUACAAUUGAAAAUACUUAUGAUAGUUCUUUAACGUCAUAUGUUGACAUAGAUGUUACAACCGUAUCAACAAUGAUCUCUACGCUUUAUGAGAAACAAACGACAUAUCUUAAUUCAAAUCUACUGUUUGAUACUUCUACAUCAUUUCAAGAUGAAACAACGACAAAUAAACAAUCAUCAUUGGAAAAAAAUAUUGUUUCUACUAUAUCGAAUUUAAUAACCGAAAAUAUAACUCCAGAGAAUAUCUCAACGAUGUGUUUAACUACAAAAAAUCCAACAGUAUAUGCAACUCAAUCGAUGAAUCAAGCAAUAACGAAUACCAUAGCAUCAGUUUCAAUAAUAUUAUCCAUAUUUUCAUUGACAAUAAAAACAAAAGAUACAACAAUAUCAGUUGAUGUUACUAUGCGUUUAACAUGUAAAAAUGACUUUAAUAUAACGUUAAUGUUUAAACCGGUUGAUACAAAAUAUGAUAAUUUUACAAGAAAAUGUUAUUUUAUCAAAAAUCAAAAGCAAGCAACAUGUGACAAUUUAACUUAUGGUCUUCUACAUAAUAUCGAAGGUUUUAUGUAUUGUGGUCGAAAUCUAACAAAACUUACAAAUGAUAACAAACAGCAAUUAUACGUUCCUAUAAAACCGAAAUAUCUUGGUUCAUUCUCAACAACAUCAACAAUAAACUCAACAUUUUUAUUACCUGGUAUAUUUAAUAAUUUUAUUAUUCAGAUACAAAGUGUAAAUCAUACAUGUAACAUUAUUUAUGAUCAACAUGGCAGACAAAAUGGACUCUACAAUUGUUUAUUCACUAAUCUUAGUCCAGCACAAUGGUACGUAAUUGCAUAUCAUUGCUAUAGAAAUGAUCACAUAUCUAUGGGUGAUUUGGUUAUGUCAUAUACAGAUUUAGAAGAUUUAAAUUUAAAUUGUCAUGUAAAUCAUACGAUAAAUUUUGUUCGAAUACAAUGGACAAAGUUAUUAGGUGAUUAUACAAAUCUAAGCGUAAUAGUAAGAGAAAUGAAUAAUACAAACAAACAGUUUAUCUACACAUGUGAUAUUCAUCAACAAUAUUGUGAUGUUAAUUCAUUAAAUUAUGGUCAACAAUAUGAAAUUAUAGCUUCUAUUAAAAAAUUUUUACCCAAUUAUGACAAACAAAAAAAUGAAACAUGUACAAUUAAAACUGAUCUUCCUAGUGUAUCAAUUUCAUCUAUAAAACAUGAGAAAAUAGAUGACUUUUCAUAUAAAAUUACUUGGUCAAUUCCACCAUUAAAUUCAUUUGAUUUUAUUCGUGCAACAUUAGUCAAUAUUGAAACAAAUCAAACGUAUUAUCCAUCACAACAAAAUGAAUUAUAUAUGGUCAUAUUCGAUCCAUUAGAAACAGCCAGUAUUUAUGUACUCAAACUAAAUAUAUCAAAAUUAGACUGGAAAUCAUUCGUACAGAACACAAAUUAUUUUAUACAAACUGAUCUCGAGCAACCAAGGAUCGAGACAAUUACGCGUACAUCAUCUAAAUUAAGAAUAUUUUUACAUCAUUUUUUAUCCACGCGUCAAGUAAAAUUAAAAUAUUGUUUACAGUUAAUGUGUACAAUGAUCGACGUUUCUUGUGUGAAUACUGCUAAUAAUUGCACAACAACCGAUCGAUUUGAAAUUUUAUUUGAAAAAUUGCUACCAGCCAUGAUAUACAAUGUUUCAAUCGUGAACACACGUCAUGUAUUUGAAAUGUACACAUGGCCAGAAAUCGGAACAUGGAAAGUAAUUAAUACAGAAGUUCCAUUGAAAUUCUAUUCAUUUUUAUCAGAAUCAGCAUUAGAAGUUCGUUCGGCACAAGAAUCUGAACAGAGCGUUUGUUCAGCCGAAAUUAAUUGGCCAUUGAUAGUCCAAGCAUCUUAUAUUAACAUACUAACUAGUUGUAAAUACCUUGAGAUUGAUAAUUAUAAAAAGUCAAAAAAUUCUGUUUAUCAGUGUAAUGAUUUACGUUGUGGAUGUUUAUAUCGUGCUCAAGCCGUUCUUUUUACUAAUCUAACGUGUCAGUGGGGUACGAAUGCAUGUGAUUUUCAAUGGAAUUCGAUCAAUGAAACAACACUAUUUCAAACACCAUUAGAGUCUAUAUCUAAUUUACGUUUAUCAAUCAAAUCGAAAGAUAUUGAAGUGAUAUUUCGUCGACCAAUGGGCUGCUAUGAUGAAUUAUAUUUGAUAUGUGAAUCAAUGAACAAUAACAGAGAAAAACAAGAAAUUAAAAUUACAAAUGAAUUCAACAAUCCAACAAUGACAAGUCGUUGUAAUGAUUUGAAUAAAAAUGAAAAGUACAGAAUCUAUGUUCAAACAAGACGAAAUGGAUGGGAUACAGUUAGUAGCCAUGUUCUGGAAACAAAUUUGAAACGUGAAUUCAUCUAUAUUGUUAUUCCUUGUGUGGUCGGUUUUACAAUAGUUAUCCUUAUCAUCAUUGCUGCUGCGUUUAUUUUUCGUCGUAGACGUUCUAGAAAUAAUCUUAAACAACCUACUACAAAUAUGAAUAAUAUUGUUAAUCAAGUUAAUAUCUAUUCUAGUAGUUCAAAACAAGUUCAUCCUCUAGAUGCUGAGAGGGAAAUGUUGUUGUCCAGACCAAUUCGAAUAAAAGAUUUACCAUCUGAAUAUGAAUUAUUAACAGAAAAUAAUAAUUUCAAUACUUCGGAAGAAUUUAGUAAACUUCAAUUAACAUUAAAUAUCUUGUUAUCAACAAUAACUCCAAACGGAACUUAUCGUAUAAGUGAAUGUGCAUUAUUGCCAUGUAAUGUAGGAAAAAAUCGAUAUAAAGAUAUUAUGCCAUAUGAACAUUCACGUGUAAAACUAAUACCUGUCGAUGAUUGUGAUACCGGUUAUAUAAAUGCAAAUUUUAUUAGUGGUGUGCAUAAACCUCGAGAGUAUAUUGCGUGUCAAGGUCCAUUGAAAACAACUGUAAAUGAUCAAUGGCGUAUGAUAUGGGAACAAAAUGUACGAAUUAUUGUUAUGUUGACUGGUCUAAUUGAAAGAGGAAUUACCAAAUGUGAGCAAUAUUGGCCAGAAGAAAUCAAUAAAGUAGAGAGCUAUGGUGAUAUUUAUGUUUAUGUAAGUGCUUGUGUUGAUGUACCAGCAUACGAUUUACGCUACAUACAAGUGCGAAAGAAUGAUGACGUACGAACAGUGAAACAUUAUUAUUUUAAAAUGUGGGAUGAUCAUUCUACACCGAGUCAGACACUCGAUCGCUUAUUACAACAAUUUGAUCGAUUACCAUUUCAUGGAUAUCUCGAUGUUUAUAGUACAGUAUUGGAUAUGAGAAAAUGUAGAGAUAAAAUGGUUCAAAAUGAGAUAAAUUCAAAUUUUUUCGAAGAUGACUCAUUUGGAUUCAAGAUAAGUCGACACGGAAAUUUGAUACCAGAUUCAGAAUAUCGAACCAGAUUAGCUAAUAAAGAACAUAAAAAACAUGUUCGACAAGCGUUGGCUGAAAAUAUAGUUCAUCGAGCACUGGAUAUGGAACGUUUUCGACAAGCCGAACUUCGCAGACAAUUUGAAAUGGUUGCUAAAGCUGCUCUUGUCAAUAGUGUAAAAGAAUCGAGAAGACGCCCAAAAAACUCUCAUAAUACAACAGCAGAUGCGGCUAUGUUACAAAUGAACUCAUCAUGGAGUCAUCUAAGACCCAGAAGUGCCAAUAACGAUAUGCAAGUGAUGAAUGAAGAAUUCGGAGAACAUUCACGAAUCCCACGUGUGCAAUCAGCUCAUGUUUCUGGUAUAAAAAAAGCGAAAAGUCCUACGCGUCGAUUACAACGAUCAAAAGGAAAUACAGCACCAUUGACUCGUUCCUUAACGAGUAGUGUAUCACGUUCUUUCUCACUCGCGAAAGAAUUAUCUCAAUGUGAAGUGUCAAUGGUCUACUACGGUCCUCAUACAAAAAUUGAUUAUGAUCAUAAUGUGUUUGAACCAGUUGAUGAAAUUAUUGUUAUGCAACAGCAUUGUGGGGGUGAAAAUUUAAUUGUCUAUAAGGAUUUUUUGAAAGCUGGAGACACAUUUCAAUUUAAAUCAAAACGUCACCCUGAUUUUCCAUUCGGUUUGUCGUUGUAUGUCAAAGGUUUAAUCGACAGUCGAAUAUCAACAUGUUGUGAAUACAAACAUCGAAAUGGUGUUCGAUUAGGCGGUGAACGUGGCCAUUUUGGUAUUCAAUCCGUGAGAGGUUCUAAACCGUGUAUCAAAUGUCGUUUUGAAAAAACUGCAAGACUAAGGAAAUAUGCUGCAUCACCGCAUGAUAAUAAUGAACAAAAAAUAGUUGAACCAAUUAUCAUUUCAAAGCCUCCAUCUGAUGCAGAAAAAUCAAAACCACGACAACCAGUUCAAAUAUCAGUUCAAACAUCAAAAUCGAGACCAAAUCAUUCAAAUGGAAAAACAUGGCAAGUAAUAUUUUAUACAUCCAAUUCUCAAACGGCCUCAUUAACUGGUGGACAAAGUCCUCAAAUAAAAAUAUCAUUCAUAAAUAAUCGUGGUGAUGAAACAGAAGAAUUUAUUAUUUCGACGAAAGAUUAUGGCAAUUGUUUUAAAUCCGGUAAACGUGAUCAAUUUAGAGUUAAACUCAAAGAUAUUGGUUCACCGGAAAAACUACGACUCAUUUUAACCGAUGAUAGCGAAAUCGUAUCAAAUCGAAGUGAUGAAUCUAGUGAUUCGAAUGAAAAAAACGAAACAAAAUGGCAUGUAGAAAAAAUUGAAGUCGUUGAUCCAAAAUCACAAAAAUGUGUCAUAUUUCAUUGUGACGACUGGCUUGAAUAUUCAAAGAAACAAAAGAAACAAAAUGAAAAAAUAUUAAGUCUACUCAAGAUUCAAUCCAAAUCUGAGUUUCCGUCUAGAAGAAAGACUAGUUCAUCAUCAACAUCAUCGGUACCAUCUAUAAAUAAACGUCGAAAAUCUUCAUCGUCCGAAGCGCGAACAAUGGAAAAUAAUUCUAAAAUGCCGAUUCGAAUGGCACCUGAUAUAAAUAGUUUACAUUCGGAUGAUAAUAGUGAAGAAGAAGAAAAAAAAAUACUACGUCAACCAUCACCAAAACAACAACAGACAAAACGCGAACCAAGUGUAUCCAGUAAAGACUCACGAUCUCACGCGGAUGAUGGCGAAUACAAAUGGCAAAUAAUUAUAUAUACAGCAAAAACUAUUGAUGGAAGUUUAACCUUAGAAGAUGAUAGUUAUGUUUAUGUACAAUUAUAUGGAUCUCAAUUAGAUGAAACAAAAAAAUUAAGAUUGAAUAAACUUGGACAUUUUGAACCUGACACACAUGAGACAUUUAAUGUCACAUUAACAAAAAAUUUAGGUGAACCAAAGCAAUUAAAAAUUGGUUAUUACAAUGAUCAUGUAACAGCAACAAAAUGGAAUAUAGAGAAGAUCGUAUUAAUCAACGGCGAAACACAUAAAAAAUAUGUAUUUCCUUGUAAUGAUUAUUUAAAACGGGAGGAUCAUACUGCUGAAAAAAUACUCGAUGUUGAAAAUGCAGACGAUUUGACUCCACAAAAUUCUGAUGAUGAUGGUGAUGUACCCAAACUCGCAGUUACACAAGUUUUAGAAAUUAAAAGCGAUGAUGACGAUUUUGAUAAUGUUCAGCCAACGACAAAACCACAACAACACACCACUGUAUCAGCUAUUGAAGACAAACCAUUGACUACCAUUCCUUCAAUUCAACAUCAAUCGCCCUCUUCUUCAUCAGCAACGACUAAAUUCUCAAAUAAUUUACCCGAACCGUCGCCAACAUCCUCUUCACGAAGACAGGAUGAUACAUCAACAAUAAAACGAAAAGAUUCGUUUACAAGUUUACCAGAUGAUAACGCGCAUUAUCGUUAUAUAUUUAAAGAAUUAGAUCCGAAAAAUGAAAUGAAUCUAGGUUCUUCACAAUCAAGUUUAAACAGUGUAGAAAAUAAUGAACGAAAACAACAGUCAAAUCAAGAACAAGAAAAUAAACAUAAAUAA